AUGACUUCUUGGGCUCCUCCUUUAGUUGGGUGGAUGAAAAUCAAUGUUGAUAGAGUGCUAAACAAGCACUCUAAUCAGGCUAGGGCUAACGGUCUCUUACGAUCAGAAAUAGGGGACUGGAUUGGUGGCUUCAAUUCAAAUUCGGUGGAGGCAAUCCAAGCUAUCAAGACCCAGAACCAGAUGGAUCCUAACUUCAAUCUCUACCAAGAAAUUGGAGAAAUGCUCAAGAGGGAUUGGCAAUGCGAUCUGCACUCUAUUUGCAGAGAAGCCAAUUGUUAUACCGAUAUGUCAGCAAAAACUGCUAUUAAUAGGGUCAAUGGACUUGAAACUCUAAUGACAGCCCCUCUGUGUGUGGAGUUGGCUCUAGCUAGCAAUAAGAUGGAAUGA
Camellia sinensis is the source of this 387-nucleotide messenger RNA. Lineage: Eukaryota; Viridiplantae; Streptophyta; Magnoliopsida; Ericales; Theaceae. The record is from RefSeq and is a predicted model, not a curated record.